CUGGACAGUCCUAAAAGUUUCCUGGACAGUCCUAAAAGUUUCCUGGACAGUCCUAAAAGUUUCCUAGACAGUCCUAAAAGUUUUCUGGACAGUCCUAAAAGUUUCCUAGACAGUCCUAAAAGUUUUCUGGACAGUCCUAAAAGUUUCCUAGACAGUCCUAAAAGUUUCCUGGACAGUCCUAAAAGUUUUCUGGACAGUCCUAAAAGUUUUCUGAACAGCUUUUUCCUGGACAGUCCUAAAAGUUUCCUAGACAGUCCUAAAAGUUUUCUGGACAGUCCUAAAAGUUUCCUAGACAGUCCUAAAAGUUUUCUGGACAGUCCUAAAAGUUUCCUAGACAGUCCUAAAAGUUUCCUAGACAGUCCUAAAAGUUUCCUUGCCAGUCCUAAAAGUUUCCUAGACAGUCCUAAAAGUUUUCUGGACAGCUCGUGCUAA
Messenger RNA from Lottia gigantea (owl limpet), 432 nucleotides. RefSeq lists its product as hypothetical. The record is from RefSeq and is a predicted model, not a curated record. The transcript has 2 exons. NCBI's taxonomy places the organism in Eukaryota, Metazoa, Mollusca, Gastropoda, Lottiidae. The annotation marks the transcript as partial.